Messenger RNA from Prorocentrum cordatum, 2241 nucleotides. The record is from the annotation of a GenBank genome assembly. NCBI's taxonomy places the organism in Eukaryota, Dinophyceae, Prorocentrales, Prorocentraceae.
CUCGAGCUGUCCUCGUCCGCCCCGUCACCGAACCUGGCACACGUGGGAGGUGCCCCGGCGCUGUCCUCAGCCCCACCGACACACGCGUGGGCCCCAUGGCGCCUGCCGCGGCGGCGAUCCUGCUGCUGGCGGCGCUGCCCCCGCGCCCCGCCGCGCUCGGCGUGGCACCCCGCCGCGAGGGCCUGGCGCCCCAGAGGGGCACGCUACGCCGAUACGAGGCCCAGGAAAACGAGAAGCUCGACAUCGGCCAAACGAACAAGGUCGGCGUCACCAGAUACGACAAGGACAGGAUCCGCGCGAUCAAGAGCAAGGCUGGUGCGUGGUGGCCAGACGCGGGGGCGCGGUCAUCCAAGCUGGAGGGUGCUCAGGAUCUCAGCGACAACGUGUCUUGGGGAUGGCACCACCCCAACGGCAUCUACGCCACCAUCCCGGUUGGCGCUCCGCUCAUCGACGCCAGCUCGAACAUCUAUCUCUCCUCGGACGACGCCGUCCGCAAGUUCACUGCCAGCGGAGAGCUCGAGUGGAGCUACGCUCCCCGCGGCCAGAUUGCAGCCGCGCCCUCCUUGGUGCAGGUCUCCGCGGCCCGGCGGGAGGGGUUUGUGGUGCCGGCCCCACCCGCGACCAUCUCCGACGAGGCGGCGCUGGGCGGCGGUCCGCCCGCGACCAUCUCCGACGUGGCGGCGCCAGGCGACAGCGCCGACGAGGGCGAGCUGAUGCAGGACUCCGAGGCCGAGGAGCAGCUGGCCCCGUCGUGGACCAAGCAGGAGGACGCCUCGUUCAUCCAGCGCGCACGCGCGGCCAGGGCCGCCGGCCAGGGCGCGGGAGCUCGCGCCGACGCGCGGCACGAUGACGGAGAGGAGCAGCACUGGCAGGCCAAGGCGGGUGCCCGAAGGUCGAGCACGAUCCUCGUGAGCAGCACGACAUCUGGCUACGUGUUCGCCAUCGACGUCGACACCGGGGACGAGGUGUGGGCAGUUCAGGCGUCUGAUCAGAUCGCUGGCGUGAAGGGGGUAGUCUCUGGUUAUGCUGGCACAGUGCUAGUGGCAACGAACCGUUGCACUGACAGGUACUGUUACCGCUACCGCAGCACGUCGAACCCUCUGACUCCAGGCAACACCUGGGUCCGAGCCCUGAGUGCGGUGGAUGGCUCUCUCAUCUGGUCGUUCAAGCCCCACUCGCCAGUCUGGAAUUUUGUUCCGCAGUACGGCAAGAACGGCGACGCAGUGAUGUUCAAUGACUUUGAAGGUGCCGUAUACUCAAUGGACCUUCAGACAGGCACUCUUAACUGGAAGGCCGACGGCGCCAUGGGGACGCAUACCCAGGCGAGUUGUGCGUACAGCUCCGAACUCGACCAGGUUUUCUCGUUGGGCCUGCACACGUACGAUGGGGAGGGGUGCAAUCCGUACGUGCCCAAGGGCAUUCAGCCAGACUGCGGCGAGCACACUGGCUCGCCAGGCUGGGUGAGGGGCAUCAACGCCAGCUCCGGGAGAAUGCAGUGGGAGACCGAUUUGCCUCAGCCCCCCGCCAGCGUGGCCGUCGGCUUCUUGAACACUCCGAAGUACCACAUGCGGUUGGUCGUGUCCAUGGGCUACAACUGCCACUACGGAGCCACGUCUGCGCUGUGGACCAUGAGCCCCGAGAGCGGCCACCCCCGCGUCAAGAUGGACGGCCCAACGUUGUGGGGCGCGAUGUGCGCCGGCGACAGGGAGGGCGGCGACAUCCGCCGAGCUUUGGGCGGGCGGGCAUACUGCGAGCCUGGCGCGUGGUCCACCCCUGUAAUCGACGGCAACGGCGACAUCUUCAUCGGCAAUCAGGUGGGGGAGCUGCAGAGGCUAGGCGCGAACUCUCCGACUGCAACGGGGUCUAAGCAGUUCGAGCUGCUCUCCACGCUGACCACGGAUCAGGCCUUCCAGGACCAGGCCAUCACACUCGCCCCGAACAUCAUGGCCGUGGCUACCUGCACCUCUCUGAUUGUUUUUCAUACGUACCUCAGCAACGACACGUUCGGCAUCAACGGCACGUGGGAGUUUUCGCCGUGAGGUCCUGCGUACCUUGAGUGGGAGGACGCAGCCAAGAGAAUUGCGCGGCGAUGUAGUGGUAGUUCUGCAGACCCAGCCAUGCUUGGUGGCGUGGGAUCGCACAUUCACAUAUGCUGGAAUAUCACAUUCACGUGUUUCACGCCGACUGGUUAUGUGGUGCGCGGCCUGCAUUCGGUAAACAUUGCACCCGUUAUGUAACCGA